AUGUCCUGUGGGGAACUUAGCUUUCAUGACUUCCCAAACCAGGACCAAACUGCUUCGUUCUUCGAGGACAAGAUAGCACGAUACAGCAGCACGUCCCUCACAAUGAUGCUGUAUCCUUUGCUCGUACUCACUGCAGCACUGCUCACCGACAGCGUUGUCAGCAGAGAUUUACAGAGCCCCAUCAACACCGAUGUAGGCGUUGCCAACACUAUACGAGACACGCUCAAGGACAACGAGAUCAUUGGGGAUGUUCUGGAUGACUUCGAGCCUUCGUACGCUCUCGACAUUGUCUAUCCCAAGCAUCACGAGGUGGUCUCUCUCGGCAACGACAUCCCCGUCAAGCAUGUCCAGCAUCGGCCGACCUUCACUUUCCGUUCCAUAAAUCCGGCUGCUUUGUCAACGAACAAGACUUUCAUCAUUGCAUUGACUGAUCCCGACGCCAAAUCUCGCAUGAACCCGAAAUGGAGCGAGAUGUGCCAUUGGCUGAUCAAUAUCACCAAAAUAUCUGUUGAUGGUCCACGCGGUAAUGCGUAUGCGCUCAAGCAGACAGGCGAGCUCAAGGGCUAUAAGCCACCUGGUCCACCACCCAAGACCGGACCGCAUCGCUACGUUUUCGUGCUCUUGGAAGGCGAUAAGGACGCCGCAGCAAGCGAGCCCAAGGACCGUCAACACUGGGGCUACGGCAAGCCAAGGCACGGCGUGAGAGACUGGGCCAAAGAGAACAAUCUAAACAUCGUGGGGGCAAAUUUCUUCUUUGCAGAGAAUGAGAAGCAAUGA
Messenger RNA from Cyphellophora attinorum, 777 nucleotides. RefSeq names its product Carboxypeptidase Y inhibitor. Gene Ontology annotation, molecular function: peptidase inhibitor activity; phospholipid binding. Gene Ontology annotation, biological process: regulation of proteolysis; regulation of Ras protein signal transduction. Bases 1 to 777 code for a protein of 258 amino acids. The record is from RefSeq and is a predicted model, not a curated record. Lineage: Eukaryota; Fungi; Ascomycota; Eurotiomycetes; Chaetothyriales; Cyphellophoraceae. The transcript has a single exon.